This is a messenger RNA of Odobenus rosmarus divergens (Pacific walrus), 1229 nucleotides long. RefSeq names its product chromosome unknown open reading frame, human C12orf52 (gene RITA1). Gene Ontology annotation, cellular component: nucleus; cytoplasm. The transcript is spliced from 3 exons. Lineage: Eukaryota; Metazoa; Chordata; Mammalia; Carnivora; Odobenidae. Gene Ontology annotation, molecular function: tubulin binding. Gene Ontology annotation, biological process: Notch signaling pathway; negative regulation of Notch signaling pathway; nuclear export. The record is from RefSeq and is a predicted model, not a curated record. Bases 350 to 1168 code for a protein of 272 amino acids.
GGGACCUCGAACAUCCACCGGGGCAUUGACUUGGGGAACAGGGAAUAUGGGGCAGUUGGAGGGAUGGGUGUGACCCGCCAGUAGUAGAAUGGUUAAGUGCAUAAGCUCUGCACUCCUCUGUCAGGUUGAGAUUUCUCUUCCACUGUUUUAGCUUUAUUAGGUGCGACUUACAGGUGUGACUUCGGCUUCUGAAGCCUCAGUUUUGUCAUCUGUGGAAUGGACAUAACCGAAGCUACUUCGAAGGACUGUUAAGAGGAUUGCGUGAAACAAUGCUUGUGAAGCUUUUUGCGCAAGGGAGCCCUGGAGACAGGACCUGGCAGGCAAAGCAUGCGUGCUAUCACACAGAACCAUGGGCAGUGUGAAGACCCCUGUGGAGCUGGCCGUCAGUGGGAUGCAGACCCUCCAUCUUCAGCACCGUUGCCGGGGCGGCCACCGGGUCAAGGCCAGGGCGUCCUACGUGGAUGAGUCUUUGUUUGGCAGCCCUGCGGCUACCCGGCCCACACCACCAGACUUUGACCCACCCUGGGUGGAGAAGGCCAACAGAACCAGUGGAGUGGGCACAGGGACAUCACGGGCCUCAGGGGCCAACGGGAGCUGCAAGACCCCCUCCUCCAGGGGCAGCACCCCAACCCUCACACCAAGGAAGAAAAACAAAUACAGACUGAUCAGCCACACUCCUUCUUACUGUGAUGAGUCGCUAUUUGGCUCCCGACCUGAGGGCACCAGCUGGGAGGGCCCGUGGAUGGCAAAGGGGGAUGCUGCCAAACUCCAUGCCCUCUUCUGGACACCCCCAGCCACCCCUAGGGGCAGCCAGUCGCCCCGCCCCAGGGAGACCCCGCUGCGAGCCAUUCACCCAGCUGGUCCCUCGAAGAUGGAGCCCGAGGUGGUGGCAGACUCCCGGAAGCUGUCCACAGAUGGGUUAGACUCUCUACACCCUCGGAGGCGGGAACGUUCCCAUUCCCUUACACACCUGAAUGUCCCCAGCACUGGUUGCCCACCUGCCAGUGCCCCCCACACCAGUGGGCCUCGGGAUCCCAGGCCUUCCCUGUCGGGGGUGACCUUCCAGAACCCUCAAGUGACGCCCAGGGCUCGCUCAGUUCGUAUUUCAGUGCCAGGCAACCCCCAACAAGGUGGGGCCACCCAGAAACCAAAGCCCCCUUGGAAAUGAGUUUCUUGGUCCUCUCAUCAGGUUUGCCUAUGGGGUCACGGUGAGGGGCCCAGUUUCAGAG